AUGUGUUCCCUAGAAAUCAUGCAAAACCAAAGCUUUGUAACUGAGUUUGUCUUCCUGGGACUUUCACAGAAUCCACAUAUUGGGAGAAUUGUGUUCAUUAUAUUUCUGUUCCUCUACAUUGCAACAGUCUGUGGCAAUCUGCUGAUAGUGGUGACGGUCGUCAACUGUCCAGCACUCCUGGGCUCCCCAAUGUACUUCUUCCUGGCUUAUCUGUGCUUUUUGGAGGCAUGUGUCACUUCUGUCAGUGCCCCCAAAAUGAUUAUAGACUGUCUCUAUGAGAAGAAAACCAUCUCCUUUGGAGGGUGUAUGACCCAGAUCUUUGCUGCACACUUCUUUUCAGGGGCAGAGUUGCUUGUGCUCACAGCUAUGGCCUUUGACAGGUAUGUGGCCAUCUGUAAACCCUUGCACUACACUACUAUCAUGAACCCAAGACUCUGUGGCAUCCUGAUUGGAGUAGCCUGGACAGGGGGCUUUCUGCAUUCCAUUAUACAAAUUCUCUUUACUUUUCAACUUCCUUUCUGUGGACCUAAUGUCAUUGAUCACUUUAUGUGUGACUUGUUCCCAUUACUGAAGCUUGCCUGCACUGACUCACAUGUCUUUGGCCUUUUUGUGGUGGCCAACAGUGGAUUCUUCUGCAUCCUGAUCUUCUCUAUGUUGCUUGUGUCAUAUGGGGUCAUCCUGUUCUCCCUGAGAAACCACAGCACUGAAGGACAGAGGAAAGCCCUCUCCACCUGUGGGUCUCACAUUACAGUUGUAAUUUUGUUCUUUGUCCCUUGUAUAUUCGAAUAUGCACGGCCUCCAACUUCCUUCUCCUAUGAUAAACUAGUAGAGAUGUUCUAUACAGUGCUAACUCCCUUUCUCAAUCCUUUGAUUUAUGCUUUCCGAAAUAAGGAAGUGAAAAAUGCCAUGAGGAAACUGUGGAAUAAAUGA
Messenger RNA from Sorex araneus (European shrew), 930 nucleotides. RefSeq names its product olfactory receptor 4C15-like. Gene Ontology annotation, biological process: G protein-coupled receptor signaling pathway. Gene Ontology annotation, molecular function: olfactory receptor activity; G protein-coupled receptor activity. The record is from RefSeq and is a predicted model, not a curated record. The coding region runs from base 1 to 930 and encodes 309 amino acids. The transcript has a single exon. Gene Ontology annotation, cellular component: membrane. NCBI's taxonomy places the organism in Eukaryota, Metazoa, Chordata, Mammalia, Eulipotyphla, Soricidae.